This is a messenger RNA of Porites lobata, 9146 nucleotides long. Lineage: Eukaryota; Metazoa; Cnidaria; Anthozoa; Scleractinia; Poritidae. The record is from the annotation of a GenBank genome assembly.
AUGAUUUUCAUCUUCCAAAAAGUGCGUUCUUUCGCACUAUACUCUCUUCUGGUGAUCGCCUUUCGGCUGGGAACGCUUUUAAGGGUGUUUCCAUUUUUCAAGCGUUUAAUUUCUAACGCAAUUGACGCGAUGUUUGGGCUCAAGAUGCCACAAGAAGAUUACUGGGACUCGAUGUUUAGUCGACAGAUGCUGACGGGUUUGUGGAGAUUUAUUCUCCUCGACAUCAACAAGAAAACCAAACAAGGGAGCAAGGCUUACAACUCCCCUCUGGUUUCAUUGGACGGAAAAAACUGUUUCCGUCUCCUGGACAGUUCAAAGCAAGGUCGCCCUCUAGUAGUCAACUUUGGAAGCUCGAGCUGACGUCCGUUUGUGGCGAAGUUACAUGAUUUCGGGGAAAUUGUUCGCGAUUUUUCUGACGUCGCAGACUUCGUAAUUGUAUACAUAGAAGAGGCACAUCCAUCGGAUGGCUGGGCUCUAAAGGUAAGCCUGUCUCUAUAGGUUCAGUACAGGUUAAUAAACAUACAGUCCACCCUUUAGCUUAUACAUACUUCCGUUUCAUAAAGUCGUAGUCACAAAGCAAUUUGUCUCUGUUCAGUUCAUCUCUUGUUGUUAAGUUCGUGUUAACUUGUCUCUCCUUUUACGAAAGUAUUUAGCUUUCAAAGAAUAGACUAUAGAAUGAAGAAUGACUAUAAACCUCGCGAAUAUUUAAAAAUUUAGCAUUUUUCGACAAGUUAUGAAGACUUAUCUUGUAAAAGUCAUGCGGUUUUCCACUGAUGUAAUUUUUGUUUAAUAAACUAAUUUCAUAUGGAUCACUCUGGAAGAUAUGUUCUUCCUCUAGGAGAAUCUGUUUCCGCCGGAUAUAUUAAGGAACAUUGUGAAAACGCGUCAGCAAAACUAGUUCCAGUCUCUAGAUAAAACUAUUAAACAACACUUCGCAUGUAGUCCUUUAUCUUUCUUCAACGUGACUUUAGUUUAAAUUUUUUUUUCUGCUAAAUUAUCUGGCCUAUCUAUUGAUGUUCUUUCUUCAUUCUUACAUGUAAUACUACUGCUUAACAUUUCUCGGAUGCUAAUGUUAUGAAAACGAACUUCCUAUCAGAAAAUCUUCUUCCACAAAGAUAUGAUCUAAAGUUAUUAAAGGCCACUGUAUAUCUUUUGACACAAAAACGGAAAAUUUUUCUUUCUGAAACCGACUCGCUGCCAAUUAGGAUUUACAAGCUAUUAUCCCGUCUUAUAGGACAACUUAGAAGAAGUUUGUUUUCUCAGCUGAUUGGCUUUUUAAGAGUGGCUUAUUGACUUCAAUUAUCAUCCAGUGUCGCUCCAACAUUCUUUUUUCAGAAAAGUUCAAGGUAAGCAUUUGAAAAAUUAAAUGCACUGCAUAUCCGUGACCUGGUUGUAAUAACAAGCUAGCCCCAUGCUGAAAUUGAGUGUUUAAAAAUGUUUAAGUUUUCCGGUAUGUACGUGGAGAUUAGCGGUUGAAUGUCACGAGAAAUUAUGAAGCCUCUUGAUACAUAGCUUUGAAUGUUAUGGAUUAGCAGAGACCACCGUGGUUAAGGAAGAAAAAAUUCGAAACAAUACUGUGAAAACUACUCAGUCAAUUAACUGAAGCAAUACAGGACAGCUACAAUAAUUUGUUCUUUUUUAUGGUACUAACGGGGAACAAACAAGGUUACCAUUCCCGGGGUCAUACUUUAUUGUAACAGGGGCCAAGAGAAUUGUUCGUAACACUGGCGUGUUCCUUUACACGGCCGUGACGUUCGUUAUUAUAAAGCGCUUCCUCUGUAGAACCACUCUCAAUGCUAAGGAAUUGAAAACACAACUCGUAUAACAGAUGUUAUGGCAGUAAACUUUGAUUGGCGGGGGACCCUUGUCUCAUGAGCAGCUGAGAAGGCGUUCAGAGGUGUUAGCCUGCUACGAGUAAACACUGCAGCUUCUCGCAUAAACUCUGCUGCUAAUCCUUCGCGGCAGUGAAUAGGCUAGAAAGCGUGUAUAUUCUUUGUUUCUUGUCUUGGAUCAUGAGAAAGAACUUGGCGUAGAUUAUCUCUUUUUGACCAAAAAUCCAGCUCGUGUUUUGUAGUUUAUCUCCCAACAAAUCAUUAAAUUAAAGACUACAAGAAUUUAUCCCACCUCCCCGGCUUUUCGCAAAAGAUAACUCUGUUGGAUUUCGUGGUUCUUAUCUCUGUCCAGUUGUUAUUAAACAUGCGUGCUGUUUAUUCAAAACUAUUCCUGCUGUAUCAAUUUUCUUUUAUCAUGGCCACGAAUUUUUUUUUUUUUAAAUGUUGCUCCUUAGUUUUUUUCUAUUUGUUUCAAGGUCCAUUGUUUUUCUUUUUUGAGUGCUUGAUUACUACCGACAUCAAGGACAUAAAGUGCUUUUUGAAACUCUCCAGUCACUAUUUCUAUUGUAGAUAUACUGAUAUGAUGAAAUUGUUGAGCAGAACUUUCCUACAUUAUUUUUGUAGCUGCUUUUUGUGUUUAUUUAAAUUAAUAUUUCCUUGGCGGACAUGCAGUUGCGAAAUAGUAUUUUGUAUACUUUAGCCAUCUCCGGAGAUUAGAGACAAACUAUACUGUUCACUCGUCUCUUCGGACAAAGGUCGUUAAAUGGAUAAGAAUUAUCCGUAUCAAUUUUACUUAUAAGUUAUAAGACUUUUUAAGGAAAUUCGUACCUUUAGAGACCACCAUGGCCGUUCAGAUCUUUAUUUUAACCUUACUUAAAAGAAAACAUUUAAUAUUUAGCACGGCAGCUCAGGGCCACGUACUCAGAGCAGAAUGAGUGGGAACACAACCACCUACAUGUAUUGUACCUGAUGUUUAUGUCGACUGACCGUAAGAAGUAUACAUGUAUGAAGACUGAGCCACAUUGGUUCAUACCUGGCUCAAAAAAGGAAACUUUUGGUCCUCCAUAGGGUAUAAAUACAUACCAAAUUUUAAUUUUGGGACCCCAAACGGGGACGCUAAAUAAAUAGUAGGUGCUUAUUCUCAUAACUGUAACAAACUCCUAUACGACAAUUAAGCUAAUAUGCUUGCAAAUAGCAGUGAGAAUACCCAGUCUAUCCAUUGAUUUGUCUAGGCCGUUUAGAGCUGAGAUCCACAUCGUUUAAAGCUCAACUUCGAUGUUAGAAUCCUCACUUUGAACUUGAAUGAAUGAUUUUUCUAUAUUUCGCUAUUUCCUAGUAUUUUGGAGUUAUUUUCAUAAAUUAUAUUGCAUGCAGGGGCGUCUAUUAGACAGGGGGCGUUUAAUAGCGAGUGGCAUCUAAUACAAACUUAAAGAGCGUUGGAGGGGCGCUUAUUAGACAAGAGGCGUGAGAGAGGACGUCUAUUAGAUCAUGUCAAGUCUGCUCCUUUGUUGAAACUCUGCAGGGCCCAGUUGUUCGAACGCCUAUUAGCGCUAACCCGCGGUUACCUUUUAACGCGGGUUUCUUUUUCUUUUUAUCAAAAGCACUCCUUCGGAAAAUUUUUUCUAUUCUUUUUAGAGUAUCCUAUCAUCAAAUUGUAGGCAAAGAGAAUUAAACUGAACUUGCUUUUUAAGCUCUGAUUUCCGAGUUCAAAUUUCGCACUAACCCCUAGCUUCGAACAACCCGGUCCAGAGUGAUAAAUAUGACGGAAGAUUUUUCAGGUUUCAUCUUAAGACAAAGAAACUUUUCAGUUUUUAAGUAGGAAUAGAUUAAAACGAAUUUCCGCUCAUCCCCGCCUUGAAUCUAGCCUACGAGCAAGCACGCUAAACUUUGAAUAACGUGACUGCUCGCAACAUUAUCCAAUGCAUCGCCCAUGUAUCCGGGAAAUCCGAAAGUAGUGGAAGCCUAGGCUUUGGAAUCCGGAAUUCAAGGAUUCCGAAAUCCUGAAAGAGAUUGGAAUCUGGAAUCCAAGUUCCAUUGACAAAGGAUUCCAGGAUCCAGUGCCUGGAAUCCGUGAUCCACAGCGUGGAAUCCACAAUCCAAGACUGUCUUGGCUGAACAUGCAGCAGAGCUUAGCUUACUUAAAAGCAUCCUAUUCAUCCUAGGAUCGUUUCUCCUCCUCCGUUUCCUCUUUUAUUAGACGCGCGGUGUCAAGAAGGAAGAAGCUCGAGGGCAAGUUAAAAUAAGGGCGAGCGAUUUAACUUCCCAUUUCUGCUCUCAUUUUUUAGUUUUCCUGUAAAAAUUCCAAAACCAAAUGUAUUUAUAUUAUCAAUCGACUCGUCAUAAUGCCGGCUUGCUGUUGUUUAACCUCCCUUGAUGUUGUAAGUGCCACAAGAGGCAUCCGACAUUUCAAAAUAGCUAUACCUUUUUCAAAUUACCGCUCCACAAACUACAUCGUUGAAAAAAACCAUCUCUUCUUGAACUGAAAUUCAAUCAUUGAUAACGGAUCUUCUAAGCUGUUCAGAUAAUUUGGGCAUGCAUGGGUCAAGCAAUUCAUAAAUAACCCUCUCAAAUCAUCCAUCUUCAACGCUCGCCAGGUCAGAUGCUAGAAUUUUCACCUUAAGCUAGGGUUUCUUCUUCUUGAAAGACAACGUUCUUUUAGGAUCUUAUUGGGUUUUCUAACUGCCUAAUUAGCUAAAAAUGAGCUGCGAAAUGAAACCCAGGUCGGAUACCCGGUAAGACAAAGUUUUGAAGUAGUGAGUAAGCUAAGCAAAUAACAUAUUUGAGUUUGUAUAGGUAAUAGCAUGAUUUGUGGUGAUAUUUGGUAUAAAUACCAAGAGUGAUAUUUCGAAAUUGUUAUACAUGUACGUAAUUUCACGAGCCGUUAGACGAGUGAAAUUUGAGACAAUUUUGAAAUAUCACGAGUGGUAUUUAAAUGCCAAAUAUCACGUACAAAUCAUGCGAUUAUUUGUUUAUACUACUACCCGCAAAAGGUUUGUAAUUUUCACAUGUAGGUAUUUCAAAUUAAGCUGAAAUACCACUGCUCUAAUCCAAUCAGAUUGCAGAAAUUUCUCAUGUAGUAGUAUAAUUCAAUGAAGAGUUUAAUAUAACCUGUGCCAGGCUCUCAUCAGUUUUAGAGAUCUCUGCUCAUUUCUAGCUUGCAGCCUGGAACAGGCUAGUGUAAUAAUUCUCUUGGAUGUACACAUUUGCAAUGAUUUAGGCGGACGAAUGUAAACAUGAGCCAUUUUAUGAAUGUCUUUCUGUUGCGACUUUAUCUGUGUCAGGCUAAUAAAACUUAGCGAGUUAAGAAUGUAGAAAAAUAUGGCACGGUAGCACUGCUGAUGUGACGAAAACUUCGUUUCAACACUUUUACUAAAAGGUCUACCAAGGUCAUUAAUGACGAAAUCUUAUGUUAAAGAGCGUGGGAGAAAGAAAAAAUGUAUGGUUCUCCAUGAGAUUUUGAGCACGUGAUCUCCGGAUGUACUAGCGUGCUAGUCAAGCUCUCUGUCCACUGUCCAAGUUAUUAUUGUCUUAAUCGUGAUGGAUUAACUCUUGUGAUAAAUCAGUCAUUUAGUGUUUGUUUUCAUGAACGAGUGGCUCGAUUCCCGCGAUUCAUUCAUUCAUCAUUAUUCAUUCUCCGGGGGGGGGGGGAACUCCCAUAUAAAAGUGACGGGCAUGCUCGUCAUCUCGCUUAAGGGUGUAAAUUGCAGAUUUCGGUUUCACUUAGGGUGUUUGGGACGGAAAGUCACUAUAUUUGCCCAUUCAGGUAUCUCUUAGGGCUGUGCAUAAAUAAAUUUACAAAAAAUGCCGAGAUGUCUGUUUUAGUAUGGUCUCCUUUAGGGGUCGUCCGUUUAAGCUUGAGCCACGCCCAUAUUGGUCUCCCUUAGGGGUUCAAUUCUAAUUUUCCCACGUGCAUCCUCGUCACUUAUAUGGGAGUCAUCCCCCGGGUAUCGGCAUAACUGAGCGACACAACGUUUUUAAUGCAUGCUACAAUCCUAAACCUGGGCCGGUCAGUUUUAAUAAGAUAAACCACGAUUAUUCAAAUGUGAACGAAUACGAACCAAUUUCUAUAAACCCUUUUUGCCUUCAAUUUGAUAUUUGGACGCCCUAAAUUGGCUUAUUAAGAUUUUCAGGGGAAAUGCAUUUGAACACAAGAAACAAGACCCUAGAUUAAAACUUAGCCCUGGGUUAGCGGUAAACAACCUUUGGACAACUGGGCCCUAGAGAACAUUGUCCAUUCUUCUUGAUUUGAAAACAGGUCACGCAACACUUUCUCUCCCACAGCGCCGGGCCUAGUGCUGUAGGUUCUAAAGGCGUGGUGGUUGCGGACAGGGGAAAAAGGGCGUGGAGAACUAGAGGAAGUAGAACGAUCAGUUAUUCCAUGGUCCCACGCCAGGAGUAUGCCGCGGGGGAGAUGGGGAGGGCACUCUAAGGAAGUUUUGGUAGAGGUGUGCUGCCGAGGCCUUGAAACCCUGACUCUGACAAACCUCUGACAAAAAUCGUUCACUUCGCUACCCUUUUUAAGACGAGAGACCUUAUAUUAUGACCCUGAUUAAUUUCGUUUCGCAUAGAGAAUUAACUAAUUUUUAAAAUUUUUGGAAAAAAAUCUUGGUACCACAAAAUGUAGACCUUUCAUAGCUAGCCCAGCUCUCUCAGCAGCCCCCCCUCCAGUUAAAAUAUCCUCUCCCCUAAUUUCUAAGGAGGGCCCGUUACUCAGGCUACUGAAAACCAUGGCCAUACCGUGUUCAGCGGCGCAUACAUAUUUCUGACGUAUUUUUUUAUAAAUCUAUUUGGUAACUAACAGGAGAAUCUGUGAUAGAGAAAGCAUAGUUUUAUGGUGCAGUUGUUUUUAAAUUCCUGCUAAAUUUCUCCGCCACAUACCAUAAAAUACUGUAAAUCAUCUUCUUUACCUUCCAGAACAACUACAACAUUCCUAAACAUCGCACACUAGUGGAAAGGUGCGCGGCUGCUCAGCUUCUCCUGUCCCAUAAUCCACCAUGCACCGUAAGAGUAGACAGCAUGCUUGACGCAGCCAAUCUGGCGUACGGCGCCAGCCCAGAAAGACUCUACAUCAUCCGGGACUCUACAAUAGUGUAUCAGGGAGGGCCUGGACCCAUGUCAUAUAGCACCCAUGAAGUGAGAGCUUGGUUAGAGAACUACGCCCCUAAAAGGAGAUCGCGCUGAAAAAAUACAAGCGGUAGCAUCAUGAACUGAAUGGCGAAAGUGAAAGUGAGGUGAAAUCAUGUGCCAUUCCCGUGAGCCUUUAAAGGGUGCACACGAUUGACCGCCGUAUUCUGGAAUAACAUUACAUGGAAUAAACUCUAAAAAUCACCUGUUUUGGCUUUCGCUGCCUGAUAAAAUCCAGAAAGCUGGUGGUCAUUAAUAAUUAACAUGAAUAUAGGAUUCUAAUAGCCUAAAAAUUUGCGGUUAAGCUACAGUAAAAUGGGCAACAAAAAUGGGCAACUAGUUUUGGAGAAUUAGUAGAAAAGGAGUUGAACGCGAUGUUGCCCGUUUUACCACCCACUAAUCAAACCUGUCUUGCAACAAAUCAGGUUUUUGCAUGUUGCGUGAAUACUGACUUUUGAUUGGAUAAAAUUACGCGGGAAUCACGUCAUACACCGGACUUGCUGCAAAACAAGAAUCCCUUGGGCGGUAAAAAGCGAACAUGCACAGAUUUUGUUGCAAAAAGUAUAACUUCUCUCUAAUUUCUACAACAACUUUUUGAAACCUGCAAAAACCGAAUUGUUGCAAGACAGGUUUGAAUCGUUGGUGGUAAACGCGAAACAUCGGUUUUCAACUAGUUUUGCAGCAAUGCUGCAAAACAAGUUUUUGUUGCCCGUUUACCGUACCUGAAGACCGGAGUGUCAUAAAUUUCUGGCGUACCAACUUUUUGCAGAAAACGGUCAAUCAAAAGCACCCUAAUACGGACCUUUAUUUUAUGGAGGUGUUUUUUUUAUAUAUAAGCAUUUAUUCAGACUUAACCGUUGUGUUAUUUCAAUGAUUAGUUCUUUAAUAGUAUAACUAGCUGUAUUUUCCAUUGGUGUAGAUAGUUUAAAUAUUUAUCGCCUCGUGGUUCUUGUUGAAAGUAUGUCCACCAAGACGCGUCAGAAUUGGAGCCUGGUUGUCAUAUCAACAUGCGCAAGUUAUUUAGAUGAAACUGAACAGUUCUUUGUAACAAAAAUAACUUUAUAACGGAACAGAACAAGACGAGUAUAGAGCGGUUUCACUUGUUGUCAAGCCAGCCAUAUUGGUCUUCCAAACAAUGAAAUGGCGGCCAUGUUGGAGUACUAAGCCAAGCCUGUGGGAGUUACUGACUUUUUUCAUAUGUAGACGCUUCCUUUGGCAUAAUUGCUAGCCACGUGGUCAAAACGCUCUAUAUAAGAAAACUUUCUCUGUUAGUCCGAAGGUGCCCGGGAUUUUUUUUUUUUUUUUUCGCAAUCUGGUCAUAUCAAGAGAUUGGUCAGAUUCACUCUCUUUUUUUUAUAUAUCUGACCAGGUGGGGGAAAUAGUUUUCCAGUUUAAGGAAAAUCUCUCUUUCACUACCGUGAUUACUCAAAUAAGCAUCGUGCCGUUAACUGAAUUUUCGACGGACUUUUCAGUGAGGCGCUGAUAUAAACGUUUUCCAGGCUCACUCACGAAUAACAAUACGUAUUUUCCUUUCUUUUCUUUCUUUCCAACAAAAGCGAUGGGACCAGCGAAAGAUAUGAAGUCUCUGGUUUUUAAUGUUUAUUUCCUGUUCUCAUACUUCAUAUUAGCAUUGUUUAAAAUAAUGAAAAUCAAAGAGCGCUGCAUUGGGUGCCGGAAGGGCGCAGGGCUUGUUCGGGGUGGCGCUUAUUCGAGUAAUACGGUACUUCGUAAAUCGAAAGCAUUCCGUUUCUUAACUUUUCUUCCAACUGGCAUAAAAGAAAAAAAACGCUUAGGGCCUGUUGCCCUUUUUAAAAUAUCAAAGGGGUGGAAAACUAAAAAGCGUAACAGUACUAACACCCACCGCCCUCUUCAAAAAACGUUAUCCCAUCGUCAGAAUGCAAACUUCGUUUUACGUUAUUACGUUUAGAUGGUUAUACAGAAGCUAGUUCCACUAUAUUUAAAGAGUUUUGACAGGAAAAAGUUAUAUUGUUAUCUAGACAAAAAGUAGGUGGUUUCCUUUAUCUUUUGAGCAAAUUGGAUCAAUUACAUCGGUUGACUCUAUGAAGGCUAAGAGACCAAACUGCUUUAACGCGAGAGUCCUUAGCCAGAUGCUGGUCGACUUGACGUCUUAGAUACGAGUUAUGCUUCUUAAGACUGUAAAGGAAAACAAUUAAAAUCACAAAUCACAAC